Neurospora tetraspora is the source of this 1122-nucleotide messenger RNA. RefSeq lists its product as uncharacterized. The record is from RefSeq and is a predicted model, not a curated record. NCBI's taxonomy places the organism in Eukaryota, Fungi, Ascomycota, Sordariomycetes, Sordariales, Sordariaceae. The transcript is spliced from 4 exons. Bases 301 to 1029 code for a protein of 242 amino acids.
CAGACACUGCAGGUGGGUGUGUGAUUUAUGCGAAAGAACGGAAGUGUUCAUUAUGCUCCGUUUUUCUGGACGGUAUUACAGCCUCUUGUGAGCUUGGAGAGCCACCCAGCAUUCUUAGGUCUUGGGAAACGGCUCCCCAUGUCGUCACUCUGGGAGAAUUGGGUCUCCUGUCCUAGCUACACUCUAGGAAUUCGUUCGCACAAUCAAACAUAUCUCUUUCCUUUCCAUCCUGUCUUUGUGACACCCCUCUCAUAGCAACUUUGCACAGGAGAUACACAAUACUCAUAACCAGUGAACAAGAUGGAUCCUACACCGAACAACAAUGACCAGGUCCCCAAGUCGGAUGCUGCGGAGAAGAAGGAUGAGAAUACCGAGGAAACCCAGAAUGAAACAACGGGACCCAAUUCAGUGAUCAGCGACGUCAACAAGAACGACAAGGACGAUCAUGAGAACCAGAGCGACAAUGACAAUGAGGAGGAUGAUAACGAAGAUGGAGACAACCAGAAUCAAGUAAACAACGAAGAGAAGGAUGAUGAUGAUGACGAAGACGACGACGACGACGACGACAACUCAGAGAACGAUUCCGAAGCAGAGGAAGACGAAGAGAAAGCAGACGGCAGCGCUACAAAGCACGCCGCCGCCGUCGAAGAGUCUCCCUCAGAAUCUCAGCCCUCCACACCCAAGGACGAGGAAGCUCCGCAGCCCAAGUUCAUGCGCGACGAAAAGAAGAAGAAGAAAAGCCGCAACCAGGAGGUCGCCGAGAAGCCUCGCCGCCGCCGUCGCCCCCGCUUCGCCGACGAAGAAGAUUCCGAGGAAGAGCCAAUGUCGUACCGCCAGAGACAAGCGUUGCAACAACGCCAGCAAAACCAGAUGAUGUUGAUGCAGCAGCAACAGCAGAUGCAGCAAGGCGGCGGUGGUGGUGACGGAGGCAAGAACCCGCUCAAGUUGAGGUUGGACUUGAACCUCGAGAUUGAGAUUGAGUUGAAGGCGCACAUCCACGGUGAUUUGACGCUUGCUUUGCUACAAUGACCCAACACUUUCACACCUGCGAGAGGGUCAAAUGGAGGCUAACCAUUGCGCUUUUGUUUCAACGAAACAGUGACGGUUAAGGAAAGACUUUGC